CGUACAGAUUUCCGCGUUAGUGAACAGUUGGCCAACCAUUUUUUCCCCCUUUCUCACAGACCGGAAGUUCCCCUGUCUCCUCUGUUGUCUCGCUUCAAAGCUGGAAAGCAGCUGUCGAUCGAGAUGUUCUCAUGCUACCAGUGGCCGGAAGACUACGAAGACGAGCUGUACGGCGAGGGCAAACACGAUGAUGAUGAUGACGAGGACUCCGAGCCUAACAGCGAUCUCGAGUUCCACCUCUAUUCUCAGCUCCACUACCACACCGAUGACCCGGAGAACCGUGAGGAGAACCAUCCCGAGAACCGUGAGGAGAACCAGGGCAGCUCCGGUCAUGAGACACCUCAGGAACCUCAAGCUGGCCAGAGGGUCCAACCUCCUGCUUCUCCUCCGGAUGAAGUCAUUCUGAUCGACUCGGGCCCGGACAUCAUCACGCUUUCGGACAACACAGAGGAGGACGACAGCGUGUGUACCAGGAAAGGUCAGAGGUCAAAAGGGAAGGGAGGGGCUCCCGUCUCGCAGCCUCAGCACCUUUGUCAAAAAAGCAAAGCCGUCCAUGAAGAAGUGGUCGUCCUGGAUUCGGAAUCGGACCAGAGUUCAGAUUCAGACCAGAGUUCAGAUCCAGAGUCGAUUCUGCCGUACGUGAUGGCUCCGGAUUCGGAUUCGGACUCGGAUUCUGACGGAUUGGAGAGCUGGAUGGUUCUGGGCCAGGGAAAGGAGGAAGGAGACCGAGACAUACAGCUUAAUGUCUUUCCGUUCCACAAAAGGGACCAGCCAGAGUUCGGCAGCAUCAGAGGCGACGUGCAGAACUGGGCCGUCUCGAACAAAGACAAGCAGGCUCUCAUCUGCAACAAGGUUGGCAGUUCGAGACGCACCCCGAAUCGCUACUACACCAACAAGACGGUCACCUGCCGCAACUGCGACAAGCUCGGACACCUCUCCAAAAACUGCCCCGCGCCCAAGAAGGUGCUGUGUUGUUCGCUGUGUGGUGUCCAGGGCCAUUUCGUGAAGAGCUGUCCGAACCGCCACUGCUCCAACUGCGCUCUUCCAGGUCACACGUACGACGACUGUCUGGAGAGAGCGCACUGGCAAAAACGCUGCCGCCGCUGCGCCAUGACCGGCCACUCCGCCGACGCCUGUCCUGACAUCUGGAGGCAGUACCACCUCACGACGACGGCGGGGCCUCCGGUCAAAUCCCCUCGUCCUGCCGCUCGCAGGUCUCACGCGUACUGCUACAACUGCUCUGGCGAGGGACACUUCGGACAUGAGUGCGCAGAGAGGAGGAUGUUUAACAGAACGUAUCCCACGCUGCCUUUCGCCUCCUCGUACGACACCCAGCACGACAUCACGAGCAGAGCGCAUCGGGCUCACCUCCAAGCCGAAGAGCUCAGAAAGGCGGGCCUUCUAGUGCAGGCCGGAGACGCGCCGCCCCGGAAAAAAUCGAAAAACGCACAUUUCCGGUGGACCCCGCAGCCGCCACGGAAAAAUGGGAAAAACGCACAAUUUUGGUCGACUCCGCAGCAGCCCUGGAAGAAAGCGAAAAACGCGCAUUUGCGGUCCGCACCGGUCCCUCAGACACCCGAGACGCGCACGCCGAAGAGACGCAUCGCUCACACGCCUAAACAAUCUCCCCGGGGUAUCCACACGCACUGGCACGAGGACACGAGGACCAACACGCCCGAGCUCACGGGCAAGAGAAAGCACAAGAAGCGGAAGCGAAACGUGACGAACGGAGAACCGGACUUUCCACGAGGCUUCCGGAAAAGUCCCCCCGACCAAGGGGCGCACUUCCGCACUCCACCGCACAGAGGGAGGAAAAGCCCGGGAGUACUGUUUGGCUCGGGAAAGAGCAAAAAGAAAAACAAGGAGGAGGAAUGGGAGAGGAAGGAGAACCUGUUUAUGAUCAAACAAAGGAAGCGUAGGAGAUAGUGCGCGCGUGUGUGUGAGAGAGAGAAGGAAUGGUGAAGGACUAGUAAGUAAAGUUCUGGCUUUUCUUUGUCUCCCUCUAGUGUUCAUCUUAAGUAUUACAGUCAUUGAGACACAAUAGAGAUGGUGAUGGAGUUGCAGCACUGAUGAUAAAACACCAGUCAGUUCUGGCCCGGUUCCUCCGUACCCUCCUGCGGAUGAUCCGUCUGUAACAGUAACACGCAAACGACCAUCUGUAAACCCUUUUUACAUCUCAGCAGCUACGAAAAGCUUUUUCAAGCUUCUGGUUUGUUCCUCCAACCAAUUAGCGAACACACCGGGCGUUUUAACGUUCGCUCCGAAGGAUCUUUCAGGAAAAAAAAACAGACAGAAAUACUCUGCUUGCACACAAGUUUGUAGAAUCGUUCUACUUCCAAGUUGUGUACACGGCGAAUAAAAGCAGGAGUGGGGUUUUUAUUGUUUCGUUUUUUUGGGUGGUAAAUCUUCACUUUUUAAAAAAAAAAAAAGACAUUUUAGCAUGAAUUAUUUCCUAGCGAGCGUUUUCGCUAAGCCGCUGGGAGAUCUCGAGUGCGAAUGCAGACGAUGGACGACUCGGAUCCUCGGACGGGAGUCUAGGGAGCACGCGCUCGUUCCAGAAAGCUGGAACAGACUGAGAGCCAAUCAGAUUCCAAGCUUUUAAGAUCCUGAAGUUCGUUGCCAGAAAAGUGCACAAAGAUGCACGAGAGGUUUUCUUCUUACGGAGAGCAAGACGACAUGCGGGUGUUUAAAGAUGUCACGUGAAAACCUGUCAGUUUUAUACUUUAAACAAACAAAAAAGUUAUUUAGUUGCAUACGUCAUGCCUAAUUUUUUUUAAAAUAAAAAGAUUCACGACUGAGGAAAUGAUCAAGAAAGAAGAGCAACGAGCCGAGAAUGUGUACAUAAAUAACCUCCCCCUCCCUCUCUCUCUCUCUCACACACACACACACACACAGCUACAUUUGUGAAUUCUUUGUAAAAUGACAAAGUGCAGUUGAUCGCAGACUCGCACCACGGUGUUAUCUUCAUUACUGAGAUUGUCUCUCUGUUUAUUUUUGAUUAACGCUCUGCUGAUAAGACAGCCAGUGUUGAUGUUCUCCCCCCCCCAAAAAAAAAUGCUAAUCGCACGAGCCAUCAGCAAAACAUCAAACAAACAAAAGUGCCUGAUGGAGGAGGGAGGGGGAGAAGACGGCUCCCAGAUAAACGAGUGAACUCGUCUCUCCUGCAGCGUCGGGGAAAGAAGAGAAGGGAGAACCAAGUGUCUGAAUGCGACUUCCAUGUUUUGUGAACAAUAACCAAGAUAUAAAUCAUCAUCGUCUCCGCUGCUAACGGAAUGGAGUACAUUUAAUCGUAAGGGUGCCAAUAGUUUUGUUUGUUGUUUUUUUUUUUUGGUGGGGGGCACAUUUCUUAAAUGAGUGGUGCCAAUACUUAUGAAAUAUCUAAUAAAUCAUGGUAUAGUCUGGUUUGCAUUAGUUAGCAUUUUAUUAGCUCCCCACGGUCAGUUCCAGAAUUAUUGGCACCCCUUCCUGAAAAAGGGUCGUAAAGUAAAUCAGUUCAGCGUUUUACGGAAGUGUUUUGAACCCUCUGAUGACGUCAGAAACCCGAAAUCGCUUCCUUUCACAGUAAAUAAAAGAAUAAGAACGACGGAUAUCCACAUGGAUGUUUAUUCAAAUAUUAAUAAUUCAGCCUUCCAUACAGAUAGCUUCUCAUUCUCUUUACAGAUUUGAGCACCACUGAAAAUAAGAUGAAAUUCCAAAUAAAUAAAAAGGUAAAAACUCAGAAGGUAAAGGUGGGCUAAAUGUGAUCAGAGGUCUGAGGAGAUCAUCAGUAGCAACGUUUCGUCCAAAAGAAUCAAAUCAAGCGACACUUCUUUUUUUUUUUGAAGCUCGAUAUAAGAGGAGUAGUGUUUUUAUAUAUAAUAUAAUAUAAUAUAAUAUGGAGGAAGGAGCGCAAAGGCCAUUUACAAAAGCGGCGUGCAAAGCCAAGCAAAUGAUCCGGAAAAUAAUCAUAAUCUAAGGUGCAAAAUAAAAGGGACUGGAACAGCGAGGAGAAGAGACAUCACAUAAACAGGAGGAAAAGAGGUUUGUUUAGAUAGUUUAAUGCUUCACCAUUAUUCGAGGAAUGGGGGGAAAAAAAAAAGUGUUUCUUCCAUCUCUGACCUCUCAAACGUCAACAGACGCCGGCCGACCCCCCUCCCUCUCCCCCUCUCCCGUUCCUCAGUUGGUUUUGCUGCAGCUCGAGGUCCGAGGGUUCGGGUCGGCCACGUAGUCGUUCUGGAAGCGCGAGUUCGGUGUGCGCUGCCUCUUACGCUCACCCUGCGUGGUGAAGAACGCGUCCUCGAAACGCAUGCUGGAGGCUGUGGACUGUGUGCACACAAGAUAUAUAUUAAAAAAAAAAACAAAAAAAAAAACAACAUCAGUGGUUGCUGAACAAUCUGAAACUGGAAUCUUGGGUCAUAAAAACAUACGAGCCAAUCAGAUUCCAAUAUGCAAAUGCACUCCCACGCAAUACGUAUAGCUCAUCUGACAUUAUUUACGUCAAGUCCGUUCACGCAGGUUACAACUGGGACUACGUUACCCUCUGGAUCUAAAAUUCAACCUUUAAUCGUCG
This is a messenger RNA of Ictalurus punctatus (channel catfish), 4549 nucleotides long. RefSeq names its product zinc finger, CCHC domain containing 7 (gene zcchc7). The record is from RefSeq and is a predicted model, not a curated record. Bases 124 to 1926 code for a protein of 600 amino acids. NCBI's taxonomy places the organism in Eukaryota, Metazoa, Chordata, Actinopteri, Siluriformes, Ictaluridae. The transcript is spliced from 9 exons. Gene Ontology annotation, molecular function: zinc ion binding; nucleic acid binding.